Ochotona princeps (American pika) is the source of this 459-nucleotide messenger RNA. RefSeq names its product mitochondrial ribosomal protein L52 (gene MRPL52). Gene Ontology annotation, biological process: mitochondrial translation. The record is from RefSeq and is a predicted model, not a curated record. Lineage: Eukaryota; Metazoa; Chordata; Mammalia; Lagomorpha; Ochotonidae. The transcript is spliced from 5 exons. Gene Ontology annotation, cellular component: mitochondrial large ribosomal subunit. Bases 64 to 435 code for a protein of 123 amino acids. Gene Ontology annotation, molecular function: structural constituent of ribosome.
CCCGCGCUAGGUCGCGCACGGGCACGCCGAAGCCACGCCCACUUCCGGCCUCCGAGCCUCAGCAUGGCUGCUUUUCUCAGCAUGACUCUUCUCUCGAGUGUUCGGCGGCUGCACAGCAGCGCCACGGCUCGGGCGGGCGGUCAGUGGCGACUCCAGCAGGGCCUGCCUGCGAACCCCUCCGGCUACGGGCCCCUCACGGAACUCCCAGAUUGGUCUUUCGCCGAUGGCCGCCCUGCUCCCCCAAUGAAAGGCCAGCUGCGAAGAAAAGCUGAAAGGGAGAAAUUUGCAAGACGAGUUGUGCUGCUGUCACAGGAAAUGGAUGCUGGGAUACAGGCCUGGCAGCUCCGGCAGCAGAAGCUGGAAGAAGAGAGGAAGCAGAGAAACAUGCUGAAACCCAAAGGGGCUUCACCACAUGGCCCACCCCCAAAUCAAUAAAAGCAGAUCACACCGUCUUCUCUU